Molecule: messenger RNA, 3212 nt
Organism: Clarias gariepinus (North African catfish)
Lineage: Eukaryota; Metazoa; Chordata; Actinopteri; Siluriformes; Clariidae
Product: fibroblast growth factor receptor homolog 1
Exons: 11
Coding region: 452-1765 (437 amino acids)
Biological process (GO): cell surface receptor protein tyrosine kinase signaling pathway; multicellular organism development; protein phosphorylation
Cellular component (GO): signaling receptor complex
Molecular function (GO): transmembrane receptor protein tyrosine kinase activity; ATP binding
Source: RefSeq, a predicted model, not a curated record
UUUUUAUCUCUGGAACAUUAUUAAGCACACACACUUUGCAUUGCUUAAAAAACUUAAUUUUCUAUAAUAAAUGAGACAUAUUUUAAUAUUGCCUAGAGUCAAUCUUUUAUUAUAUUAAAACAAGUCCACAUGUUUCUACAUUGGCUGCAUUUUUUUUCCUUAAAAAAAAAAAAACAUGGUUUUCCUUAUACUGCAUUUCAAAGAUUGCUCGAAAUUUUAGUAGUUUAUUUGUAAAAGAUACAAUAAGUGCCUAAUGUUCACGCUACCCCAUUCUUCAUUCCACCUCUUUUAUAUAAAAUCUACCAAGUUUAACAAUCCUCAUGUUUUCAGGCUAUAAUCUUUAAUUCUUUUUCCCCGUAAUGGGCUUUUAGGAGCCUUUAUACAACACCUUCGUUUCUACUUACUUCAUUAUGAGUUCUUUAUUGAUUAGCGGUACUGCGCUGUGAUUCGGAUGCCAUGUUCCCUUUCCACUGUAGUGCUGCUGACCGUUAUUCACACCUGCACAAGGAAUGCAUGGAGCUGCCAUACCUGUCCACUUAUGGGAAACAACAUGUCCUCUUCUGAAAAUUUAACGAAGCAGUGUAACCACCAGCCAGAUGCUGAUGCUUUGGACAAAAUCCACUAUAUUCUCAUUGGUAUCUGUGUUCUCACCAGUCUCACCGCACUUUUCUUUGGCAUCCUGUGGUUCAAAAAAUACAGGUCACGGAAGACUAAACCGCCCUUAAUACGGGUAAAGUCCAUCACCCUUCCUCUACAGGACCCCCCUCCGCCGUCUCCCACUUCCCCUCAAUCGGUGUUGGUGAUGGCACCCUCAGACAAUUUGGAAGAAUCGCGUCUAAAAGCGCAGAAAAGCACACACAGUGUUCGAUUACAGUGGAAACCAUUGCAACAGAACUCGCGUGUUGUGAGGACAGACCUGAACCUGAUGCAGCUGAUCAAAGCUGGAAGGGAAGGUGCUUUCUACAAAGCAAGGAUGUUGCGUGGAACCUGCAAAGGUCAUUCGCUUGUCACCUGCAAAAUCGCAAAAGAAGGAGUUACUGCAAAGCAAAUCGAGGCUGAAGUGUCUAUUAUGAGGAAACUGGUGUAUCAUAAGAAUGUGCUUCAGCUGCUGGACUGGAACACUGCUGAGGAGCCACUUGUGUUGAUCAUGGAGUUUGUGAGUUAUGGGACGCUGCGGAGCUUCGUGCAGACACAUCAUGAUAAACUGAGCGCUGACCCUCAGAUCCAGAGUCUGUUCACUAUCGCCUCCUAUCACAUCGCCCUCGCCAUGGAACACUUACGCUCCAAAAUGGUGGUACACUGUGACCUUGCUUUAAGAAAUAUCCUGGUGAGUCGUUUCCCUUGGGAAAUCAAAGUGGCCGAGUUUGGUCUGGCCAGGGACUUGACGCGUAUGAGAAGCAGACACAGCACCAGGAAAAAGCAGCACAGGGAACGCGUGCCCUUGCGCUGGUAUCCUCCUGAAUAUUUCCGAAAUAACUACUACAGCUUCAAGGGGGAUGUGUGGGCAUUUGGUAUCGUGUUAUGGGAAAUGCAGACGUUUGGCACUCUGCCCUAUCCCAAUCUGGAGACUUCAGAUCAAGUGGUGUAUCAUAUUUGUGCUGGAACCAGAAACGCAGGACCUGACAGCUGCCGUCCAGAGAUACUACAGAUAAUGAAAGACUGCUGGUUGGAGCCUUAUACUGCCAGACCCUCCUUCUCUGAUCUCGUCACAAUCCUGGAGAAUAUAAUUGAGAACGAUUCGGAUUAUGUGGAUGUUGUAGACUAAAAGACCUCUGAGCACAUCAGAAGACUAAAUAUACAUCAUCAUAAAUAAGUGUUGAGGAUCAGUGUCUUUCCCUGCUGCCUACAAACAGGAGUCACCUUUGUCUGGAUGUCAAGCUUUCACUCGUCACUGAACGACCUUGCCUCGCUGCUCAGCUGGACAGUUCGGAAACUUUUUGUUUAUGGCUGUUUUCACACUUGGUCCGCUUUAGCAUCCCACGUGGUCCCAGAUUGAUGGGGCCAUUUUUUUUGUGCCUACCGGCACACAACAAAUGAACUCAUGCGCUUAUAAAACAGCCCACAAGUGAACUGUACUCGAGCCACCUCUGGAGAUGGUCUUACUACAGUUCAUUUUGUGGGCCACUUGAUUCAUAUCUUCUGAAAACAGAGUAAUUCCAGUGUGCUUAACGUUUGCUUUGUGGUUGAUGAAUUGGAACCUUGCUGGCUAUAUUUAUCUGCAGAUUUCUCUCCUCUCACCGAUAGGACUCUAAGGACUGCCAGUGUGUGGUGGUUUGGCCCGUGUAAGUGGUGUUGGGUAGCAACAUGACUGAUGAGUUAAUAGGCUAAUACCUGUAUUGUGGAACUACAGUAACGGUGCCUGUAUUUAACUGGUGCAAUACAUUUCUUACAGUACCAUUGGACUGGUUCAGUAGGAUGAUCAAAUGUCAACCAGUCGUCUUAAGUACUUUUAUUAACGGUGUUGGUGGAUAAAAUUGAAACUGAAGAAAGUAAUGCUUUUAUAAUGAAGGGAGUAGUAGUAAUAAUAAUAGUAAUUAUAAUAACAAUAAUAAUAAUCGUGAAAAUGUGAAUAAUAGGUUAUUGUUUAUUACUGUUGUAUAUUGCUAACCUCUAAAAUAAUGUUUUAUUUAUAAUAAGAGAGUCUGGGGAAAUAAGAGGCACAAAUACAGUAGGUCUAUGGCAUGAAGGAAUAUUUGUUUUCUGAUGCUUCUGCAACUAAAUUGUCAUGCAUUUCCUCCAUCGCUUUAGUUCCUUCAGAUGCUUCUGGUAUUUAACUGCAAUUCUGCUCCUGAAUCAUUUUAAUUGAUUUAUUUAAUUGAUCACAGUUCUGUGUAAGACUUCUGAAUUCUGGAGAACAUUGUGGUGUGAACAAUCACUUACUCCGAGAGCUCUGAGAGUCUUUUUUUUUGGGUCCAUGGGUUUUGUGAGCACAAAAGGAACAGAGGAAAAUUGCAGAUAAUUUUCUUUUAAGUCCGCUUGGGCUCCUUUUCAGGUCAAAUUCUUUUUGCUCCAAGAAAAGAUUGGGCUGUAAAGGUACACAGUGAAUAUAAUUCAGACAUGAAAAGUUUUUUUGUUUCUGUUGUUAUUGUUUUGAAAUGUGCACAAGUUAUGACAUUUACUGAUGAAGAUUAAUUUAUGCAACUGUAUGUGAAAAUCUUAAGAUUGUCAUGUUUCAAACUAUAUGAAUAAAACUAUUACUUCAAUUACACAAA